Annulohypoxylon maeteangense is the source of this 2109-nucleotide messenger RNA. RefSeq lists its product as uncharacterized. Bases 244 to 1956 code for a protein of 570 amino acids. The transcript has 3 exons. The record is from RefSeq and is a predicted model, not a curated record. Lineage: Eukaryota; Fungi; Ascomycota; Sordariomycetes; Xylariales; Hypoxylaceae.
AAAAUUAUUGUCGUGUCAUAAAUAUUAUGGUUAUUAUUUUUAGGAUUUCCUGGUGUGAUCUACUUGGUUCUUCACAUCUUUGCCCUUCCCAAUAGGGACAUUUACCGAUUAAUAAGGCUACUCCAACGAAGGCGAUCCUUGCUGUGUCUGCGCGGAACAAAGCAAAUUAACUACAAUACUAUUUCUUUCAACAACACCGCAAAGCUGGAGAGGUACUCGGACUCGUUGGACUAUAUACACAAAAUGCAUAGCGAUUUCACAUUUGCCGUCAAUAAUUAUGCGCCUGAUCCAAAUUCCAGAGUAAUGCUUCCUUACCGCAGUCCGUCUGUAUCGACUCCGGUCAUGCAGACCCUCUCUCCGGAGCAGUCUCCUCCCGCCGGCGACACCAGUCCCUCUGACACGAGCAGCGUCUCGAAACACGAUGCCGACCCGGUCAAGCCGACGGCGAUUCAUAUGCAAACAGUUUUCUCUUCUCAGACUGGAGAGGCGCAUCCUUCGCAACAACAUUCGGCUCAGGUGUGGGAAACUCACAAGGCCGAAAUCAGGCGCUUAUAUCUUGAUGAGAAUAGACCUCUAAAGGAAGUCAUGACGAUAAUGCGCCAGAAAGGCUUCAGAGCGACUGUAAGGAUGUAUAAGUCACGCUUUGAUAAGUGGGGGUUUAGUAAGAAUAACAGCAAAAAGGAUGUUGUCGCAAUGCUCCAGGUCCAGCGACAACGAAAUGCCGUCGGCAAGCGCACAACAUUUCAUCGCAACGGGAAGGAGGUUGCAAUCGAUGCCUACCUCAAGCGAAAAGGCAUUUCCCAAUACGAUCUUGUCGAACCUGGCUUGGCUGAGAAGCUCCCCGAAAACCUGCGAUGUCUUACGCCACCCCCGGAGAGCAUCCAAGCCCCAGGCAAUCUCUCGCUACAAGAACUUGUCUUGCAAUGCGCGAGGGACCUGGCUUGGAAUUGGUACUGUCCACCCGAUACUCCGCUAGUCGCGUGCGCGGCGCAUUAUCGUGGCGACGAACUACGUUGCGCCAUUACAGACAUCACCAAUGCGGACUGGCUAUUCUCCGUCGGACACUACGAGAGAGGGGGCGCAAUGUGCGAACAGGGCUUCAAGUCCCUGCACUUGAUGUUUAAAAAGCCAUCAAUAUAUGGGCUAUUGCACCUGUUAAUAACCGUACUCGACGCUUCAAAUAAAGGAAUUGUCAAGGAAGUUUGGAGGUAUCUCGCUGCAUAUUCAGCAACCAUCCGAACGGAGGGUCCCUUAUCACGGCUCUUCCAAGGAAUAUGGAAGUACAUGAGUACUCACGAUUACGAAGAGUACUGGGACUUCGUUUUCGAAUGCACCGAAAAAUUGUUAUUGAUCGAGGAAACGCACUCAGGCCUCCCAUCAGAUACAUUAGCAAGGUUGUACCCCAUUUUGUUUAUCCCGCGAGCUUAUCAGUACCGAUCGCAACCUUAUCGUCGUCUUCAAAGCCGUUGCGAUUUCAAAAAACUAGUCCAGGGACCCAUGCCGACUGCUAUAGAAGAACUUACCGUUUUUCAAGCAACCGAACUUUUGAUUCUAGGAAAUCAGACGCUAUGGCAAGGCGAGCGCGUUUUCAAGCUUGCCAAUACUGUCCUUGAGAAUACGAAGGGCAUCGCAUACAACACUGAAUUCUUCGUCUAUAUCGCAAUUACUUCGCUGGCACAUUACCACAGAAAUCAAUAUUUCUUAGCCGAGGAUCCGAUUGCCAAGGCGUCAAAUCACCAGCUAUCAGUACAUUAUCUGGAACAAAUAGUGUCGGUAAUGGAAGGUAAAUGGGAUCCUGAUAUGGGAUAUCUGCUUGGUGAAUUAGAGCGGCUAGAGCAUUGGUACAGGGAAGCUGGCGAUAUUGUCCAAGCGGAUGCCGCACAUACCAGAUGGAGAAAUGCCCUCGACGCGAUACCGAAAGAAUUUGAGAGGGGAAAGAAGGGUAUAUUGCAUUAGCAUCUGAAGCUCUUUGCUUCAUUGUAUUACUACUAGGUUGUGCCACGUGAGGCCUGCCGCAGGAAGAAAAACAAGAUGAGUGGCGUAUAUACUUUGAUAUACCCAUAAUGAUGAGGCACCGCAUUUUUUUCAUAUUAGGAGAAGACGAAUCCC